GUUAUUUUCUUCUUUCCGUCUUUUCCAGAUUAAUCUUCUCCUGAAAGUAUGUUCUGUCGCACAAUGAAACUAAUGGUGACUUUUUUGUUGAUACUGUAUAUGAGAUUAUUGUUGGAGGGUCAUGCCGUUUCAGACUUCUGCACUAAAUGCAGUUGUAGUGAGUCCCAGACCCAAAUAUCAUGUGCAUCUCUCAGCCUGAUUACAGUUCCACCAGCCAUUCCUGAAAAUGUUGAAUAUUUAAAUUUGAAAAAUAAUAAAAUCACAAAUAUUGGAGAACAAAUCUUCCAGGACCUUACCGAUUUAAAGAAAUUGGAACUGAGGAAUAAUGAAAUCCAGGAUAUUGAUGAACAAGCCUUCCGAAAUCUUACCAAUUUAAAGGAAUUAGAUCUGAGUAAAAAUGAAAUCAAAGAGAUAGAAAAACGCACCUUUGAAGGCCUCGCCAAUUUAGAGAAAUUAGACCUGAGCAAGAAUAAAAUCACAAGCAUUGACGUACAAACCUUCCAAACGCUUUUGAAAUUGUGGAAAUUAUAUCUGAAUAAUAAUAAAAUAACGAAUAUCAAAGAACAAACCUUCCGAAACCUUUCUAAAUUAGCAUAUUUAUAUCUGAGUGACAAUAAAAUCACGAAUAUUAAAGAAGGCAGUUUCCAAAAUCUUAUCAAUUUGCUGCAUUUGGAUUUGAGGGGUAACGAAAUCACUAUUAUUGAAGAACAUAUGUUCAACAAUCUGAACAGCUUGAAUCACUUAAACUUAAAUAAUAAUAAUGUGACGAGUAUUGAAGAACGAGCCUUGAAAAAUCUUACCAAAUUAAAGAAUUUGUACCUGAAUGAUAACAAAAUCCUGAAAAUUGAAGAAGGUACCUUUGAAAACCUCAACGAUUUGGAAUAUUUAAAGCUGGGUAAUAAUAAAAUCCAGAAUAUCGAAAACGGAACCUUUCAAGACCUUACCAAAUUGCAGUAUUUACUUCUGAACCAGAACGGAAUCACGGACAUUGGAGAAGGAAUUUUCCAAAACCUCACCAAAUUGUAUGAUUUAGAUUUGAGUGAAAAUAACAUCACGGAUAUCAAAAGAGGAACCUUUCAAGACCUGCCCUAUAUUGUUUUUCUAUCUCUGAACCUUAAUAAUAUCACACAUAUCGAAGAAGGGGCUUUCCAGAAUCUUCCAAGAUUGAGUAUACUAUACCUGGAUCACAAUAAUAUCUCGAGUAUUAAGAAAGGGACCUUCGUAAACGUUUCCAGUCUAAUUACACUAGGCCUGAGUCACAAUAAUAUCAUGAAUAUCGAAACAGAAAUCGUCCCAAAUCUUCCCUAUGUAGGACAAUUGUACCUGAGUCAUAAUCAUAUAACAGAUCUUAAGGAGGGCACUUUCCAAACCCUUCUCACAACAUGGUCAUUGGACCUGAAUCACAAUAAUAUAACACACAUUGAGGGAGGGGCCUUUCGAAACCUCAACGGAUUGCGCAAACUAGAUUUGAGUAAUAAUACAAUUACGAAUAUUGAAGAAGGCGCCUUCGAAAUCCGUAACAGGUUGGAAGAACUACAUUUAAGUAAUAAUAGCAUCACAAGCAUUACAGAAGAAUCCUUCCAGAACCUUCGCAUGUUGCGCCUAUUAGACUUAAGUCACAACGGUAUCACGACCAUUGAAGAAAUCUUCCCGGAUCUUCCUAAUUUACAGAAACUAGACCUGACACAUAAUAAUAUCACGAACUUUAGAGAAGCAACCUUCCAGCACCUUAACUAUUUAAAGGAAAUUAACUUCAGAGGCAACAACGUGUCGAUGUGUGGCUGUCAGCUGACAGCCGUUGUCAACAAUAUGACAAGAACAUACAACAGAAAUGUGGACAUCCUGGGCGAGUGUCAGACAGAUUCAGACAAUAACGAAAGCAAAGUAAUAACAACACUGGAAUAUCCGCAAUGUAAAAAUUCAAGUUCUGGCAAUGAAAUAAAUGUCGAAAACAGCAGGAGUGAACUUACGGAUGAAAAGUAAAAGAAAAAUAAUGUCUUCUAGAAUCACCCAUAACGUUUAAGACCAUAUUUAUGAGUUAUAAAACUCAAUUUUCUUCUUAUUUUUAUCUUUUACUUUAUUCGGUCAUUAGCUCAUGGUCAUGCUGGGGCACAGCCUUGAAGCAUUUUAAGUACAAUGAAUCAACCUCAGUGCUUAAUUUUUUUUGUAAAGUCUGGUACUUAUUCUAUCAGUUUCAUGGAUGUAGAUAUACCAACACCGGUUGUCAAGCGAUAUGAGGACAAACUCAGACACAAAGAUACACAUGCACUUGAUACACACACACACACACACACACACAUAUACGACGGGCUUUUAAUUUCUGUCUACCAAAUAGAAAAUUCGAUCGCAAGGGUUUGGUCGGCCCAAGGCUAUAGUAGAAGACAUUUUCUGCAGGUGCCACACAGUGGGACUGAACCCAGUACUAUGUGGUUGGGAAGCAAGCAUCUUACCACAAAACCAUGCCUACAUUUACAUUACAUCACAAAUAACGAGGCGGUGAUCUCGCAGAAUCAUUAGCACACCGGUUAAAAAGCUUAGUGUUUCAUCCGGCUUUACGUUCUGAGUUCAAAGCCAACUUAGCCUUUUUAUCUUUACACGGUUGAUAGAAUGAUAGAAUAAGUACCAGUUGAACACUGUGGUCUAUGAAAUUGACUUUUCCUCUUCUACGAAACUGCUGGCCUUGUGCUAAAAUUUGGAACCGGUAAUAUUCUAUUCAUUCUUCUAUAAGAACAUUCUAUUUUUACCUAUGAUUACAAUGCUACGCAACUGCGAGCCUUUAUAAUCUGCAAUAAUCUAACUGAAGCAACGUUCUGUGCCUGACUAUCGGCUGAAACAGAGAAAACCUAAAAAUCUUUCUCGAUUUGAAAGUUUAUAAACAUUUUAAUCUCCUGGCUAUUUUAUUGUUAAUGUUUUACAAUGUAAUAAUUAACUUUUUUGAAUUAAGGAAUAAAACUGGUUUUUAUUAAUGCAA
This is a messenger RNA of Octopus bimaculoides (California two-spot octopus), 2971 nucleotides long. RefSeq lists its product as uncharacterized. Gene Ontology annotation, molecular function: protein binding. NCBI's taxonomy places the organism in Eukaryota, Metazoa, Mollusca, Cephalopoda, Octopoda, Octopodidae. The record is from RefSeq and is a predicted model, not a curated record. Gene Ontology annotation, cellular component: plasma membrane.